Messenger RNA from Platichthys flesus (European flounder), 2253 nucleotides. RefSeq names its product taxilin alpha (gene txlna). NCBI's taxonomy places the organism in Eukaryota, Metazoa, Chordata, Actinopteri, Pleuronectiformes, Pleuronectidae. Gene Ontology annotation, molecular function: syntaxin binding. The record is from RefSeq and is a predicted model, not a curated record. Bases 103 to 1725 code for a protein of 540 amino acids. The transcript is spliced from 11 exons.
GAACCCCGCAGAUCACAGACACAUUAGCUGCUUCCUCCUGGAGUCUGCAGGUAAACAACUCUCUCAGAAUCUGUGGAGGCGGGAUAUCAUUCAUAGACAAAAAUGAAAAAACAAGACAGUGAUGAGUCUGCCAUCCAAGGGGUUGAGGAUUCUCCACCCACAGCGGGAGGGACAGAGUCACCCACGGCGGCAAAAGACAGCUCAGACAGCAACAGCCCCAAAGAGUCGGAACCACAGACGCCACAGACAGACACACCUCCACAGACAGACACGCCUCCACAAGUUGAAGAGGCUGCAAGUGAAGUUGCAGAAGCAACACUGUCUCGGAGUGAAAUGGCCGAGCAGCUGAGCCGGCAGCUGGAAGACAUCCUCAGUACCUACUGCAGAGAGGCCAGCACUCUACCUAAUGGCCAAUCGCACAGUCCAGAGCUCAACGGUCUGACUGGCGAGAAGGAAGGCGACAAGGCAGAGAAGGGCAAAGUCAAUGGAGGUCACAGUGGGGUGGAUAAGGAGCCGAAGAAGACACAGGACAAGAAGAAAGUGAAGGGUCUUGGUAAAGAGAUCACUCUCCUGAUGCAGACCCUGAACACACUGAGCACACCCGAGGAAAAGCUUACAGGACUCUGUAAGAAGUAUGCGGAACUGCUGGAAGAGCACCGCAACACCCAGAAACAGAUGAGAGUGCUACAGAAGAAGCAGAACCAGGUGGUCCAGGACAAAGACAACCUGAGGACCGAACACAGCAAGGCCAUCCUGGCUCGCAGCAAACUGGAGAGUCUGUGCAGGGAGCUGCAGAGACACAACCGCACACUGAAGGAGGAAGGGGUGCAAAGAACGCGCGUGGAGGAGGAGAAAAGGAAGGAGGUGACCUCUCACUUCCAGGUGACGCUGAACGACAUCCAGUCUCAGAUGGAGCAGCACAACGAAAGAAAUGCCAGCCUGCGACAGGAGAACACUGAGCUCGCUGAGAAACUGAAGAAGCUGUAUGACCAGUACAAACUGCGGGAGGAGCACAUAGACAAAGUGGUGAAGCACAAAGACCUGCAGCAGCAGCUGGUGGACGCCAAACUGCACCAGGCCCAGGAGCUGCUGAAGGAGUCGGAGGAACGCCACGACAGAGAGAAAGACUUUCUGCUGAAAGAAGCCGUUGAGUCUCAGAGGAUGUGUGAGCUGAUGAAGCAGCAGGAGGUUCACCUCAAACAGCAGCUGUCACUGUACACGGAGAAGUUUGAAGAGUUCCAGACAACUUUGUCCAAGAGCAACGAGGUCUUCACCACAUUCAAACAGGAGAUGGAGAAGAUGACUAAAAAGAUCAAGAAGCUGGAGAAGGAGACGGCCAUGUAUCGCUCCAGGUGGGAGAGCAGCAACAAGGCUCUUGUGGAGAUGUCAGAGGAGAAAUCUAUGCGGGACCGGGAGUUCGAUGCUCUUCAGGGUAAAGUCCAGCGGCUGGAGAAGCUGCGGCGGGCACUCAAAGUCGAACGGAACGACCUCAACAAGAAGGUCCAGAACCUGAGCAGUCAGCAAGAGGUCCCAACAGGAACCCCCACCUCUGACCCAGGGACUGACUCCCCUUCUCCGCCACCCACAGACUCUCUAGUGGAUUCCAGCGCCUGUCCUGUCCCAGAAGCCGUCCCCUGCUCCCACUUAUGCCAUUGUGAUCCAGAACCGGACACGCACCCGCUACCAGAGGAGGCGAACGCUCAGCCCGUCAGCACACAGGAAUGAGGCAAAGCUGCUCCCACGUCUCCUCUCUCGCCCUCCCUGCAUCAAGCCACCAGCCUGCAAGCUGAUACUCCUCCGCUGAAAGAAACUGAUCACAUCUGGUCCGUGGACCAGUGAUCGGAAACUCGCAGCUUUAUGUAAUUUAGGUAGAAAAUCUGAUCAACAUUUAAAAGAAGGAUUCACACGUUAGCGCCCCGUGUCCUGUUCAGGCUUUACAGAGUGAUGAGAAGAUUGUGCCUCAUCUGUCAGCACAUUUACAUGCACAUUAUAAAUCAGUUACUGUGAAUAGCUCUACUAUGCUUUGCACAAAGUCCAUUUCCCAGGAUGAGAUUUCUAAUGGUUCAAUCAUGAGUCAGUUCAUUUCCUAUCUCUAAUCAAGUACGUGGCUUUUCAGUUUGAGAGCAGGACUAAUUGAUUUCAUAUUUAGAUUUGGUCUCUCACUCGAAACCCUGUGCUCGCACUCAAACACACUCUGCUUGUGAUUGGAUUUCUGAGCUCCAGCUGCAGCUCUUCUCGGGGGGGGGGGGGGGG